Molecule: messenger RNA, 2758 nt
Organism: Clupea harengus (Atlantic herring)
Lineage: Eukaryota; Metazoa; Chordata; Actinopteri; Clupeiformes; Clupeidae
Source: RefSeq, a predicted model, not a curated record
GUGAUUGAGAAAAUAGCACUUUAUGGGGUAUUUUGCUUUGUUCGUUUUCCUUCUAAACUCGGAAUGACUCAUUGCACAGGUCAAUGGCUGGUGGUGGUUGUGGUGUGCCUGAGUGGGAUUAAGACUGCAGAACUUCUGAACUGUACAGAAACUGUGGAGAAAAAUGGAUCUGCUCUGUAUAAGAUCAGUGAACCAGCAGAGCUCCACUGUGAAACUGACUGGGCUAUCAACGGUAUAGUUGUUGCCUAUGAGGGACACGUCAACAAAACUCUAGUGCAGCUGCUCACACAAGACUCUCUUCGUCUCAUUCACCGUUAUCCUAAUGUCACUUAUACAGUGGACUGUGAAAAGGGGCGUGUUUCUGUCCCCUGCUAUGGCCCUGCCUCUUCAAGUCUGAGGGAGCCUCCACAUGAUGCCAACAACCGAAGUCGGGGAUUGGCUUUUAAUACUACAGACUCUGCUUCUUCAAGUCUGAGUGAGGCUCCACAUGAUGCCAACAAGCUAAAUUGGGGAACCAUUUUGGCUAUUGUUGUCAUUGCCCUCCUUGUCAUCGCCCUCCUUUUCAUCCUACCAGUUGGCAUUUGCUGGCGGAAAAAGAAGAGAUUCCCCUGUAGAUGUUUCCGGAAGGAAAAAAAGGAGCAAGGAGAUCCUAAGGCAACUGAAGGGAUGUUGUGAGCCAGCGGACCCCCAUUCGUACGGUGCCAGUACCCUCCUGUCCAACCUCUGCUUCUGGUCUUUUCUUUCUGCCUUUUAUUGUUUAUCAUGUCUCAUUUUGAGAAGGCUUAUGCUUAGGUACUGCAUUUAAUGUAUUCAAACUGCAAUGGUUUAGUGAAAUGCACAGGGUACUAUGUGCUAUGCAGCGCUGCUUUGUAGGAUAGAUUAUGCACAUAGUGUUCAAUAUGAUACAUGCUACUAGCAAGCUUUUUGUUCCCCUGACACUCAUACAGUGUCAAUCCACCAAUGACACAUUUUAAAAGCAUUCAUCACAUCUGAUGAAGUGACUCAUUACUAAGAAGGGCUGUUUUCUCAGUACUGUAAAUGCCAUAGAACACUAUAAGGCCAGUGGAAUGGAAGGGAAGUUUUUCUCGAGCAUUAAUAUCACAGACUUCGACUUCUUAGCAGUCCAGUCUUUGAUCUGUGUCAUUCACGUGUGCAGAUGUUAAGGUGCAAACAAUCAGAGGCCCAAUGAGAUUUUAAACUUCAGACAUUCCUUGUUUUUAUUUUUUUGUAUUCCAAAGUGCAUUAAAAGCAGCUUACUCACACUGCUUAUAUGAUUUGAUUGGGCUUAUGGUAGGAUAUGUUGAUGUUUUGGUGGUGAGUCAUUUAAAUAUAAGUAUGUGAAAUACUUACUGUAUAUGACAUAUAUAUAUAUAUACUAUAUGCCUCUAUAAAUGUGCAAUAUGUAGUUGUAGUUGUAAAAAAACCCAAAAAACAAUGCCAGCAUGAUGAGAGGCCACAUCACUGCUAUUCCUGCACACUGCCUCUUCUCUUUGACACUGCCAUUGUUUGUAGUUUUGUGGCCCUGAAACACCAAUGAAAAAGCCCUGUAGCAAAGAAUCCAGAUGCACAGAAUCCACUUUUAGGUCCAAAUGGGACUUUAAACUUGAGACAUUCCCUUUUUUAAUUUUUUUUAUCCGAAAGUGCAUUAAAAGCAGCUCAAUCGCGCUGCUUGAAUGAUUUGAUUGUGCUUAUGGUGGGAUGUGUUGAUGUUUUGGUGGUGGGUCAUUUAAAUAUAAGUGUGUGAAAUACUUAUAUGACAUAUGAAUGAAAUAUAUAUAUAUAUGAAAUGAGAUGAAAACAUUACCUGUUUUUAAUUUUUUAUUCCAAAGUGUAUUACAAGCAGCUCACUCUCUGAAUGAUUGAAUGAUUUGAGUAUGCUUUAUAUUUGAGUAUUAUAUAUAUAUAUAUACAUGUAUAAUAUAUGCCUCUAUAAAUGUGCAAUAUGUAGUUGUAGUUGUCGAAACCCAAAACAUCAAUGCCUGUGCCAUCUCUCUGAGGCCAUGAUGAGAGGCCACAUCACCGGUAUUCCUGCACGCUGCCUCUUCUCUUUGACACAUUUUAAUCCGAAAGUGCCUUUAAAGCAGCGUACUCACGCUGCUGGAUCGACUUUAUUGUGCCUAUGGUGUUGAUGUUUUGAUGGUGAGUCAUUGAAAAGAAAUAUGUGAAAUACUUUAUUAUUAUUUAUAUAUUAAUAUUUGGUCCCUGAAACACAAAUGAAAAAGCCAGAUGAUAGAAUCCAUUUAGAAAAACUGUUCAUGACUUGACAUGAAUGUAUUAAUCAAGUGCCUUGUAUUAAUAAUGACCUUGUAUGAAUCAUGUGCGUCACUGUGUGAUGUUAGUGAAAUGGCUUCACUUUCAUCCUUGUGCUGUGAGUGAGCCCGAUUGCAAUUGUUACUUAAUAAAUAUACUGAUCUACAACUCAGGGGACCGGAGAUAUCACUUUAUGUUGGCUCUAAAAAUACUUGACAGUAAAACCUACAUAUUGCACUUUUAAGAGUUAAAGUUUUUUAUAUAUUUAUAAUAUAAUUAUAAUAAGGUCAUGCAUAAGCUCUUAUGAGCUAUUUAUUGUUAGACAGACAGACAUUCCACAUAUUUUAGAAUAGUUAAAUUACAAUCUUCUGAAUCCAAAGUAAAGUUUCUUUCUGUUUAUUUCUAUAUAUUUUUUGUGUUGGUCAGAUGUAUUUGUAUUAUGUGCAGCUUUCCUCCUUUUCAAUUGUAUCCUAUCAUGGCACUGUUACAUUAAACUUCUAUAUGGACA